CCUCCAGCUGAGGCUGAGCCGAGCUGCGGAUUUGCCGUGAGCUAAUGACGUGCAUAUUGGAGCUGGAACAUCUUGAGGCGGAUUAUAUAAAGGCCGUGCCACGCUGAUGAUGCGCCAGGUCCGCUUAGCGUCAACCCUAUUCUCUCAUCUCCGAAUCAUAAAGGACGAUCACGUUCCCAUCAUGCUGCACGCAGGACCGUGUUUUGUCUAGCGGUGAUCUCUCAUGUGCAGGGACGUCUUGUCAAAAUUGGCGAUACGAUCAUCUUGAACGAUUCUACGGUUAGUACAGAAUUGCAGGUACGUGGUGGCCCGCAUACGCACGGUACCGUGCAAUGACUGAUGUUGGAUUGGAGAACAGUUCACGGUUUAUACAAGGUAAAUCUUGUGCGGGAAUUAGCUGGGCCAGGAUUGUUUGGAUCAUGAUGUUGACGCGGCGGCGUAUGAACCAAGACUGGGCAAUGUUUUCAGGCUGCUGAAACACAUCAGAGCGGCCCUACUGAGGUGUGUAUCUACUGCACGGGAAAAACGAUGCACCACUGAGAUCUGAGGCCGGGGAAAACACUAAACGGAAUCUGAUCGCCAUCUUGAAUGGGGUCGUCGGUUUCGACCAAGGGAAGGUCAAAACAGGCAGCCCCGCCGCGGAACCGAGUCCACGCCGAGACGACGGGCAGCGAUGGCUGCAUCGAGGCGCAGUCGGCCAGGAGGACACCUCGGCCCGACAAGCGCACCUCCGAGCCCACGGUGGUUGUGGAACAAGAUGCUGUCCGAGGCCAGUCCAGGAACCAGAGACAGCACAUAGGUAGCUUAAAACCGUCACCCUCCACAGUUGCCAACUCGGGGGAAAAGAACGCAGUUGAAAAUGACACGCAGGGCUGCUCGUAUGCAAACCCCCAAGGCUUCGUCCUCGAAUGAAUCAGUAUCCGGAAAAAGACUCACACCUCGGAAGAAGGGCAGCCCGCCGCGGAGACAAGGACCAUCGAAGGAGGACCUGACCAUGAGCCUGGAGCUGUGCACAGAUGAUCUGCCUCCUACAGACUCACUGGAGGCUCUGGAGAAGGCUAGUAAAAGGAUACGGAAGAUCUGUACGUUUCUCCAGUCCCGUGGCAAUGUUCCCAGUAACCUGCUCAAGCGUAACCUGCACUACAUCGCUGAUGUACUGGACAUCGUGGUCACUGAUGAUGCCAGCACUGACUCACGAAAAACGAAAGUACAACAGGAUACAAAGAAUGACCCAUCUAAGGAUAGAUUUAUAGACGAGGACGAUGAGCUCAGCGAAGUGGAGCCGGAUGCCGUGCCCAUGGAGGUCCGGGACUGGCUGGCCUCCACCUUUACCAGGAGCGCCAGCGUCACCAAAAGCGGGGAGAAAGAGAAGAAAACUUUCCGCAGCAUCGUGCAGGCCGUGCGCGCUGCCAACCUGGUGGACAGGUUAUACCGCAGGAUGUCGACCUCUGCAGUGACGUAUCCACCAACAGUCAUGAAGCUGUUCAAGCAAUUGGACGACUGGUCUUUCGACGUGUUUGCCCUGAACGAGGCUACCAACGGCCAGGCGCUGCGAUACGUCACGUAUGAGAUCAUGAUGCGAUACGACCUUCUCGCAAAGUUCAAGAUUGGGGUGGGAACACUCUUCAACUUUCUGGAGGCCCUGGAAGUCGGCUACAGCAAAUACCAGAACCCUUACCACAACCUGGUGCACGGUGCUGACGUCACACAGACUAUGCACAGUAUUCUCUUUCAGACAGGACUAGUGCAAUGGCUGACAGACGUGGAAAUCUUUGCCGUGGUGUUUUCAGCCGCGAUUCAUGACUUUGAACAUACAGGGGAGACCAACAACUUCCACGUCAUGUCCAGGACGGAAACUGCGUUGGUGUACAAUGAUAGAGCGGUGCAGGAAAACCAUCACAUAAGCGCCGCCUUCCGGCUCAUGACAGAUGACAACCUCAACAUUGUAUACAACAUGUCCAAGGAUGAUUACAAAGAUUUCAGAACGUUGGUGAUAGACAUGGUUCUGGCCACUGACAUGUCCUACCAUUUUGCACAAGUCAAGCAGAUGAAGAGCCUCCUAUCUUGCCCAGACAAUAUUGAUAAGGCGAAAGCGCUAUCACUGGUCCUGCACACUGCUGACAUCAGCCAUCCUGCAAAAAACUGGAUCCUCCACGAGCACUGGACAGAACUUCUCAUGGAGGAAUUCUUCAGACAAGGUGAUAAAGAACAGGAGCUUGGUCUGCCGUUCUCCCCACUUUGUGACAGAAAGACAACCAUGGUGGCUUCAUCACAAAUCGGUUUCAUCGACUUUAUCGUCCAGCCCAGCUUUGAGAUCAUGAGCGACAUGUUGGACAAGGUUGUAGCACCUAUCUCUCCUCGCGGCUCCUUAGCCAAUCAGAGCAACGCUACCAUAUCGGAGAAAGUGGAGGGUGAAGGGUCACCACAAAAUGGCGACCAAUCAGAGGAGCCGUUCGAGUUCAAAGUUGACCGCGUAUGGGACGGGCAUCUGACUGGGAAUAAAGUCAAAUGGAAAGAACUGUCAACCAAAGACCAAGCAGAAAAGGAGGCGAGGGAGAAAGCCGCUCAGAAAGAAAAGGCGGAUUCAGAGGCACAAACUCAAAACACGCCGGACGACAAAGCCGAGGACAAGAAAGAUCGUGAAAGUUCACCGAAGAUCACAGCUAACGGAACAGUGAGUCCAGGAGAUGCCGUCAAACCGUCAACCUCUCCGGAAAACGACGAACAAGCGUCGACAAAGGAGGAGGCUGUCGGGAAGGCCUCUCCGGAACACGUCGAGAAGAGAUCGACGGAAGGAGAGAAAAAGGGAAGCAUCGACAGCAUCACUGUCAAAAGCGUCACCAAACGGAAAGAAUCCGGUGUCUGAUAAUGCCUUAGUCUGGGACAAAUAGACCUUUUUCUCUCGUAGUGAACAGAAAAAAAUAAUAUAGAAAAUAGAAACAAUGAAAAAUCAAAAGAAAUGAGGCUUUGGAUUUUCUAAAGCGGGGAAAAACUUUGUUGUGACACCAGUAAAACAUCAGUUGCCACCGAACAAAUAUUGCUUUGAAAGAUUGUUAUUAGCAAUUACAGUAAAACCUAGCAUUGGACAUUUUUUUUCGG
Branchiostoma belcheri (Belcher's lancelet) is the source of this 3099-nucleotide messenger RNA. Its product is annotated as calcium/calmodulin-dependent 3',5'-cyclic nucleotide phosphodiesterase 1A-like. Gene Ontology annotation, molecular function: 3',5'-cyclic-nucleotide phosphodiesterase activity. Gene Ontology annotation, biological process: signal transduction. The transcript is spliced from 18 exons. The record is from RefSeq and is a predicted model, not a curated record. Lineage: Eukaryota; Metazoa; Chordata; Leptocardii; Amphioxiformes; Branchiostomatidae. The coding region runs from base 860 to 2866 and encodes 668 amino acids.